AUGGAGAACUUCGACUGUAAGCUACACCAUGUUCUAGACUUCUCCCACAUAUGCAGUGACCGGUUGUACAUUGAUGUGGGCAAAGAGACCUGCCCACUGCACGACAGCGUUCCAUCGCCUGAACCUCAGACAUACCUUUGGCGGCGUUGUUGCAUCCGUCAUCACCUCGAUCAGCUCUAUGAUGGGAACAUUCCCAAGACCGGCCAAAACUUCUACCACGAGUCAAUGCUUCGAGAUGCUGGCGGCAUGACUACACUGACACCUCCGAGCUCUCGACUCCGCCGCGGAGGCAUUCUCUAUGGUCAGAUGUACAGUCUUACCAAGGAGAUCAUAGACGCCGCUCGCACGUUUCCAUUUCAAAAUCCAGAUCUACGGCACUUAGCAUUAGACCCUCAGCUUCGCAAUGUUCGCAGUUCUCUUUUUGUUGAUUUUGUCUGGCACAAUAUUAACAAGUUUACAACCGGGUUUGAGCUGGUCCGAGCCCAACGAGAGCUGCCCCAACCAGUGGGCUUGCCACAAGUGCGUUACGGCCUUGGCUUUAGCCAAACACUAGAGCAGUAUGGCUACUGCUGGAUUGAACCUCGCAUCAACUGGGCUCUGUUGAGGUUUCUUCCAGAUAUCACUGAUUCAGUCUUAUUUGGGAAUGGCGCUCUUCAUCAACGAUAU
This is a messenger RNA of Ilyonectria robusta, 666 nucleotides long. RefSeq lists its product as uncharacterized. The annotation marks the transcript as partial. Lineage: Eukaryota; Fungi; Ascomycota; Sordariomycetes; Hypocreales; Nectriaceae. The record is from RefSeq and is a predicted model, not a curated record. The transcript has 3 exons.